Messenger RNA from Eremothecium cymbalariae DBVPG#7215, 2403 nucleotides. It is a transcript of the gene TAF5, whose product is annotated as chromatin modification protein. Gene Ontology annotation, biological process: transcription initiation at RNA polymerase II promoter. Bases 1 to 2403 code for a protein of 800 amino acids. Gene Ontology annotation, molecular function: protein binding; RNA polymerase II general transcription initiation factor activity. The record is from RefSeq and is a predicted model, not a curated record. The transcript has a single exon. NCBI's taxonomy places the organism in Eukaryota, Fungi, Ascomycota, Saccharomycetes, Saccharomycetales, Saccharomycetaceae. Gene Ontology annotation, cellular component: transcription factor TFIID complex.
AUGUCUCAGAGGGGUCAAAAACAACCUACUAAAUCUUCGCAGAAUAAUAUACGACCACAGGGUCAACAACAGGGUUCUGCGUCGUCGUCGUCGCAGGCGGCGAGGCCUAGCAGUGGAUUCUCAGCAUCUGAUUUAAAUAGGAUUGUUUUGGAGUAUUUGAAUAAGAAGGGAUACCAUAGAACAGAACAAAUGCUCCGUGUGGAGUCUUCUCGGACAUUAACACCAGUUGCUAAAACUUCGGUUGCCAGUAAUACCUUACCUCAGCAACCAUCUGGCACGAAUCAGGACAUUUCAACGAAUGGGAAGCCUGUGUCUAAUCCAUCAGCACCUUUAAAGAGGGAUGCCAAUGGUAACUUGAUUCACCAGGGACAAGUCACCCCUCAGCAUUAUUUCAGGGCAUAUGCGAUGUUAAAAAAUUGGGUUGAUUCAUCUUUAGAGAUGUAUAAGCCAGAGCUAUCGCGAAUACUGUAUCCGAUUUUCACAUAUGUCUUUCUUACUUUAGUUUCGAAGGAUCCAGUUCAGGCGAGAAGGUUUUUCGACAAAUAUUCACACGACUAUAAAGCUGUACAUGGUACUGAGAUUAACAAAUUGUUUAGUGUCAAUUCGGUAGAUCAUAUCAAAGAGAAUGAACUUGCUCAAGGGUUUCAAUCAAACAAAUAUCGUGUUUCAAUAUCUCGUACGACGUUGAACCUGCUGCUAUAUUUUUUAAAUGAGAAUGAGAGUGUAGGAGGGUCUUUGUUGAUUUCUAUUAUUAAUCAAAACUUAGAGCCCAAUGCUGUGGACAAUAUUACAUCUCAAGAAACAUUAACUGAUGGUAUCAAAGAUAUUUCUGCAGGUGCUAUUGAUGUAGAAAGCCAUAAUUCGGUUCCUGUCAAACUAGGUCCUUUCCCCAGGGAUCAGGAAUUUACUAAAGAAGUUGAGGUUGAGUUAAAGAGAAAAGACGAUCAGGAAGGUGAAAACGGUCUUGAUGAAAAUAGAAAAACCUUAGUAGAGGAGUAUAAAUCAAUUCUCGGUCAAGAUGUGAGUAGCUUGGGUCCCAAUGCAGGUCAGCUAGACUCCAUUAUGAGUACAAAGCACGAUGAGACAGAUGCUAUGCCAGAAAAAAAGGAAUCCGACGACAAGUCUGCUGAUAAAGUAGUUGCUCCCAGUUCUUCUGGUCAAUCGAUGGGAAAUACGUCAGUAGGACCAAAUGCUUCCAAUCCAACUAUAGUUGCAGCCACUCCUAAUGCACCUGCUGACCUUUCAAACCCCGUUAUGGAGUCCCCUACAAAAGAGAUGCUACCAUUACCACCGAAAACUGCAUUGGAUUUAAAGUUGGAAAUUCAGAAGGUUCGUGAAUCCCGUGAUGCUAUAAAGUUAGAUAACUUGCAGACAUCAGCUCCAAGUGUUUGUAUGUAUACCUUCCACAACACAAAUCGUGAUAUGACAUCUUUACAAUUCAGUGAGGAUUCCAGACUAGUAGCUGCGGGCUUUCAAGACAGCCACAUCAAAAUAUGGUCGUUGGAUGGUACUCCGCUAGAAAGUAAAUUACCUUCAAAGUCCAAAGAAGCAAGUAAUACGACAACUCUAAUCGGACAUAGUGGACCAGUGUACUCCGUAUCUUUUAGCCCUGAUAACAGGUAUCUGGUUUCUGCAUCAGAAGAUAAAACAGUACGGCUGUGGUCACUAGACACCUUUACUUGUUUAGUUAGCUACAAGGGUCAUAAUCAUCCAGUUUGGGACGUCAAGUUUUCUCCUUUAGGUCACUACUUUGCCACUGUUUCCCAUGACCAAACAGCUAGACUAUGGUCAUGUGAUCAUAUUUAUCCACUAAGAAUAUUUGCUGGUCAUUUGAAUGACGUGGACUGCGUUGCGUUUCAUCCAAAUGGUACAUAUGUUCUUACAGGUUCCAGUGACAAAACAUGUAGAAUGUGGGAUAUCCAAACUGGUGACUCUGUGCGUUUAUUUUUAGGGCAUACAGCAAGUGUUGUUUCUGUUGCAGUGUCGCCUGACGGUAGGUGGUUAACUACAGGUUCAGAAGAUGGAGUUAUAAUAGUAUGGGAUAUUGGUACUGGUAAAAGAAUUAAGCAAAUGAGAGGACACGGUAAGAGCGCUGUUAAUUCCUUAUCCUUCAACAAGGAGGGGAACAUAUUAGUCAGUGGUGGAGCUGAUCAGUCAGUUCGUGUAUGGGAUCUAAAGAAAUUCACCAACGAGCCUGCUUUAGAACCGGAGCAACCAUACUCAGGUUAUUCGGGCGAUAUGGAAACAAGCGUAAAUCAGGAUGUGAAGGAAUAUGGGCGCAGAAGGACCGUAUUCCCCACCCAAGAUUUAGUGGCCUCAUUCCACACAAAGAAGACACCAAUAUACACCGUUAAAUUUACAAGAACAAACUUGGUUUUAGCGGGCGGUGCAUUUACUGAGUAA